CAGUAUAAAUAAGUGGUGCUCAGUUUACGGCGAGCUCGUUUGCUCUCCCUCUCUAUUUCUCUCUCUCCGUCUCCGGCAGAGUCAAAGGAAAGUAGAGGGCAAAAGUUUUCUCUGGUCUAACAAGCAAGGGAGAUUGAAGCUCUAGUCAGUUCCAUCGUCUGCAACUUUAGAGGCGGAUCGGCAAUCACAAGAAAAGUUUGUUUUUACUGUUUGCUUUUCCUUUUUAACUUGUUGCUGACUGCCAUAAAUCGUGGCGACUGCAAAUCAUUACUUAUACCGCUUUGUCGGAAUAAAGCUUUAGGGCUCCUGGAGUAGGUUUUAUGCCCGUAUACCUUUCUCAUUUCUUCGGUAGAUUGAAUGACGGAAAGGUAACGUUUAGGGUUUCUAAUUCAAGGAGGUGAAUAGCGGAUUCGGAAGCUAAGUUCUUGGGAAGUCUCGGAGGGUUUUCGAUUUCGGGUGAUCGGUGGGGAGUGGGGACUGGAUGAAGGAGAAGAGGAGUAAGAUGUGCUGAGAGAUGAGGUUUGGGAUAUAUGAGAAAUGGGGUGUGUACUUGGAAGAGAGGUAUCGUCCCCGGCGGUUUCUAAGGUAAAGCACAAGGCAAAGGAGAGGGAAAGGGAGAAGGAGAAUGAGAGGAACCUCUCUGUCUCGUCGGGUAGGAAGUCGCAGCUUCCGGUGACUAAGAUCGAGAAUACCGAGGUUCAGAAUGGGGAGAACCAGAAGGAGGAGAAGCAGGAAGGGGGUCAACGCCCAAGGGGUGAGAGGAGAAGGUCCAGGCCGAAUCCAAGACUGAGCAACCCACCAAAGCAUGUACAUGGAGAGCAGGUCGCUGCUGGAUGGCCAUCUUGGCUCUCUGCUGUCGCCGGUGAGGCGAUCAGUGGUUGGACUCCUAGGCGGGCGGAUAGUUUUGAAAAGCUGGACAAGAUUGGUCAAGGAACUUACAGCAAUGUAUACAAAGCUAGAGAUACUUUGUCGGGAAAAAUUGUUGCAUUAAAGAAGGUCCGAUUUGACAAUUUGGAGCCUGAAAGUGUAAAAUUUAUGGCAAGAGAAAUUCUUAUCUUGCGGCGGUUGGAUCAUCCGAAUGUUGUCAAAUUACAGGGCUUGGUGACUUCAAGGAUGUCAUGUAGCCUGUACCUUGUAUUUGAUUACAUGGAACAUGAUUUGGCUGGACUCGCUGCAAGCCCAGGCAUUAAGUUUACAGAACCCCAGGUGAAAUGCUAUAUGCAUCAACUAUUGUCAGGACUUGAGCACUGUCACAACCGAGGUGUAUUGCAUCGCGACAUUAAGGGCUCCAAUCUCCUUCUUGACAAUGGAGGAAUACUUAAGAUUGCCGAUUUUGGUUUGGCUUCAUUUUUUGAUCCUAACCACAAGCAACCCAUGACCAGUCGCGUGGUCACCUUAUGGUAUCGGCCCCCAGAACUCCUCCUAGGGGCUACUGACUAUGGUGUAGGUGUGGACCUAUGGAGUGCGGGUUGUAUUCUAGCUGAGUUGCUUGCCGGGAAGCCUAUCCUGCCUGGACAUACAGAGGUGGAGCAACUGCAUAAAAUUUUCAAGUUAUGUGGCUCUCCUAAUGAGGAUUAUUGGAAAAAAUUAAAAUUGCCUCAUGCAACUGUUUUUAAGCCCCGGCAACCAUACACACGAUGCAUAGCACAGACGUUUAAAGACUUUCCACCAUCAUCAUUACCACUUAUUGAUACUCUUCUUGCAAUUGACCCAGCUGAGCGUCAGACUGCCACAGCUGCAUUAAGGAGUGAAUUCUUCACUACCAAGCCUUAUGCAUGUGAACCUUCAACCCUUCCACAAUAUCCUCCAAGCAAGGAGAUAGAUGCUAAAUUACGAGAUCAAGAAGCCAGAAGGCUAAGAGCUGCUAGCAAAGCCAAUGGUGAUGGUGUGAAGAAAACUCGGGCACGUGAUCGACCAAUAAGGGCAUUUCCUGCUCCAGAAGCCAAUGCUGAACUUCAAGGCAAUAUUGAUAAACGGCGACUAAUUACACAUGCAAAUGCGAAGAGCAAGAGCGAGAAGUUUCCACCACCGCACCAAGAUGGAGGAGUGGGUUACCCCUUGGGUUCAUCGCAUCACAUAGACGCAGAAUUCGACCACCCAGAUGUCCCAUUCAGUUCGACAGCAUUCACAUAUUCAAAAGGAGCAAUGCAAACAUGGUCAGGUCCCUUGGUGGAUCCUGCAGCACCUGUGAGACGGAAGAAGCAGAAUAGUGUUGAUGCUCGCACAACUGUUUACUCGUCAAAUUCAAAACCACCACCGAACAAGGACCAGGGUGGGGGUGGUCGCGUCAAGGAUAAGGAGGAAGGGACUGCUGCUGCUUUAACUAAAAUGUAAAAGAAAGAUUAAUGAUUAAUGAUGAUUCCUGAGUCCCUCCCUCAAUCCAGUGGGCGCCAGACACCUCUCCUGUGGGUGCUUUGCUUGCUUGCUUAGACACCAAGUUUCUUAUAAAAUCGGCCAUCCAUGAAAAAUGCUCUGUUAUUAUUAAUUCAAACCUUUAAAAAAAAAGUGAAUAGAGAGAGAGAGAGAGAGAGAGUGGUAGGCGGUGCUCUUUAAUUUUUUUCCCCUCUUGCUUCACGGCCUUAAAAAUUGUUGUGGCCUUGCGGGGGAAGGAUGUGGGGUGGGGUUUGGAUUUGGAUUUGGAUUUGGAUGGACAGACCUUUUUUAAUUAGGUCGGGAGAAAGCUUCCUUCCUUUUUAAGAUUAUAAUAUAUUAUGUAUAUUUCGAUUCCUAUGCAUUA
Messenger RNA from Nelumbo nucifera (sacred lotus), 2737 nucleotides. RefSeq names its product putative serine/threonine-protein kinase At1g54610. The record is from RefSeq and is a predicted model, not a curated record. Lineage: Eukaryota; Viridiplantae; Streptophyta; Magnoliopsida; Proteales; Nelumbonaceae. Gene Ontology annotation, cellular component: nucleus; cyclin-dependent protein kinase holoenzyme complex. Gene Ontology annotation, molecular function: RNA polymerase II CTD heptapeptide repeat kinase activity; ATP binding. Gene Ontology annotation, biological process: positive regulation of transcription elongation by RNA polymerase II; protein phosphorylation.